AUCCUGCCUCUUUCAUCCUCAUCUUGAGCUUCCGCUCAGCUGGUUCAUCCCUUAACACGUGUUCCAGCAUGCCCUCUAUUCCGAUCACUGUGACCACGACACCGGUCAGCAGUCAAAGAAAAGUGUGUUGCGCUUUACAUACGGAAUUUCUAUCUAGACAACCUGGAUUAUGCAAACUAGGAGAAUUGCUGUUUGGCGGCAUAUGCGUGGGGCUGAUGAUUACUUACGGAACACCAGUCUGGAUGACGUUGGGCAUUGCUUAUCCACUGUUUCUAGUCAAUUCUUCGGCCGCCCUCCUCUUUACAUCGGUCAGCCUAUUCUGUUACCUCAUAUCCGAGCACACAUACAGAGCUAUCAGAACAACAGUUCUUGAAAUUUUCCAGAACGCAACAGCGUCCGUCCUGUAUGCGGUUGGCUCGGGCUUCCUGUUGAUGCACACCUCGUUCUUCUUGUGGCCGAUGUACAUAAUCAUUCCUUACUUUCAGGCCUAUCCGGCUCUCAUGACUGCUGGGGUGUUUGGUUCUUUAUGCUCUUUUAUUCAUGCCAUCGAUGCCUAUUGUGCUUAUCGAACAUUCCGAAGUAUUCACUUUACUCGCUAAAAAAAGUCAGAAAGAAGUUGCAGUUUUCUCCUGCGUACAACUACAAAAUUCAUCUAAUUCUCCGAAACAAAUUAUUAUUAUAUUUAUUCUGUCUUAUUUAUUUUUAAUGCUUAUUCUAAUAAUCAAUUUUUCUUUUUGAUAUUGUUUUAAAAUCGAAUCGAAACGACGACGAAUUACGAUUUAUUGAAAUUAUUAACGAUCGAUUUUGUAAAAUAAACGAAUCUUAAAAAGUCUGAAACAAAAGAAGUAUAAAAUGAACUGACAAAUGCAGAAGGAAAAAGUAUUUAUAUGCAAACAAUACCUGAAAAAGUUAAAAGCUAAUUUUAUUUUCUUGAUAUUAAUAUUGCUAAUUAAAAUGGCAAACGAUCUAUAUGUUCAUUUUUAAUUGUAUUUUUAUUUUAUUUUAGCUAUGCCUCUUGAAUUUAUUAUAAAAAUUGAAUUAACUUCUCAUUGCCUAGUUAUUUGUUGAAUAUUGAGCUAAACUGCUUCAAAAAGGUUAAAAAUUUCUUUUCACUCUUUAUGUAAAAUUGCUUUUUUAAUUAUUAAACUGCCUUUUAAUUGCUAAAUUUUUUUAAUUACUAAACUGCUACUAAAAAGUUAUGCAGAUUUUUCUAUUGAGAAAUAGACUUCAUUAUGCAUUUCAAAACAAAUUUAUAAUAAUUUAUAAUAAUUAAUAAUUAAAUUUAUAAUAAAUUCCGUACUCUGUGUAGAAUAUAUGCAUUACACACAUUCUAUAUUACGGGUGUAUUUGAUGGAACUUAAGUGAAAACUGGUUGAUAUUUGUAGCUUGGCUGUCAUAAAACUUGUUCUAGAGUUUUAAAGCAAGUUAUAAAAAAAAUGUUACGUAUUUGCUGUGGUGAAUGAGUUAGUGUUAAAUAAUGCAUGUGUUUGCUGAAUUUUUCUGUGUGUUUCUAGUUUGAUACUAAUUAUUUAUUAUUUUGGAAUACAUUUGUA
Molecule: messenger RNA, 1553 nt
Organism: Argiope bruennichi
Lineage: Eukaryota; Metazoa; Arthropoda; Arachnida; Araneae; Araneidae
Gene: sing
Product: protein singles bar-like
Exons: 4
Coding region: 69-599 (176 amino acids)
Cellular component (GO): membrane
Source: RefSeq, a predicted model, not a curated record